AGCCUUCUCUUUACCAUAUAAAUCCAUUUCCUCAUUUCUUUAUUUAUUCCCUAUUAAAACCUCUUAUGCCAAAUACAUACCUUCUACACUCUACAAUAUAAAUUAUAAUAUGGCUCCAAAGAGCUUAAAAAUAUGCUCCGCCGUCCUUCUUCUUCUCAUCGUCCUCAUCGCCGCCGUCUUUCUGACUCUAUUCCUCACAAUCUUGAAACCCCGGCCUCCGGAGAUCACCACCCACCCGGCGAACCUCCACAACGUGACGUUCGGGGUGUUCCCGACUCUGACCCUGAACGCCACGCUGAACUUCACGAUCACCGUCAGGAACCCGAACCACGGCGACUGCGCGUACGACGGCUCAGUCGCCGUGGUGUACUACAGGGGAUCUCCGGUGGCGGAGAUCCCAUUGGGGCCCGGCGCCGUGCCGGCGAGAGGACGGCACGAUGUGGUCGCUCUCGCCGACCUCAGCGGGGACAGGGUCGUAAACAGCCCGGGCUUCUCGGCGGAUUACGGCGCCGGGCGCCUGAACUUCACGUCGGUGGCGAACAUGCCGGCGAGGGUUAGAGUGUUGAAGGCGUUCAAGAUUCAUUUGACGGUUGUGAUCGAUUGCGAGUUGUCUGUUUUGGUUUCUCCGCCGUACGAUGUUCGGUCCACUUGUACCUCAAAACUUAAGUUUUGAUAUUCCUUUGAAAUGUUUUUUUCCAAUGGGAUGACAUUUAUCUAAAUGGGGCUGUGUAAAAUUGAGGAUUCCUACACCUGUAAUUGUUCCGU
This is a messenger RNA of Cuscuta campestris, 765 nucleotides long. NCBI's taxonomy places the organism in Eukaryota, Viridiplantae, Streptophyta, Magnoliopsida, Solanales, Convolvulaceae. The record is from the annotation of a GenBank genome assembly.